Messenger RNA from Debaryomyces fabryi, 396 nucleotides. Its product is annotated as mRNA splicing protein. Gene Ontology annotation, biological process: spliceosomal snRNP assembly; RNA processing. Bases 1 to 396 code for a protein of 131 amino acids. Gene Ontology annotation, molecular function: RNA binding. The transcript has a single exon. The record is from RefSeq and is a predicted model, not a curated record. NCBI's taxonomy places the organism in Eukaryota, Fungi, Ascomycota, Pichiomycetes, Serinales, Debaryomycetaceae. Gene Ontology annotation, cellular component: precatalytic spliceosome; pICln-Sm protein complex; commitment complex.
AUGAAAUUAGUUAGAUUUUUGAUGAACUUGCCAAAUGCUACAAACCAACCUAUAACGGUAGAGUUGAAGAAUGGUAAUUCUAUAAAUGGCCAAAUAUUGUCGUGUUCACCUCUGAUGAACUUAUCUAUGAAGAAUAUCAAAUUGAGUCAACCUCACCAAGACCCCCAACUAUUACAGUUUAUAAAUAUCAGAGGUAACCAAAUAAGACAGAUACUAUUGCCGGAUGAACUAAAUGUUGAUAAUGUUUUGGCUAGGAGUGUGGUUAAGAUAAAAGGAAACGGUUCGGGACCAGGUAGUAAGGAUUUAGCAAGCAGCACCAACAAAGGAAGAAAAGGUGGUAGACCCACUAGAGGAGGCCGUGGAGGAUCUAGAGGAGGUGGUUCGAGAGCUUUUUAG